CUGCAUUAAAUCUUCUUCCAUUUUCCUACCAAACGACCACAAAUCCACCGUGAUGCAAAGCUGGCGGUGUUAAUUUACUGGCCCGUGGGCCCUGGUGUUGCGGUUGAGAAGAUGGACAGGAUGAAGAUAAUCAAGCGGAGGCUGUCCAUGUCUCUACGCAGCGCUCGGCCCGUCGACGACUCCUUGUCUGAGCUGGCAGAACAGAUGGCUUUGGACGAGCCGUCCGCAGCCAGGGACAAUGGUAUUGUCCAUGAGAAUGUGAAGAUGGGUUCAGAUGGGGAGAGCGACCAAGCAUCUGGGACGUCUUCUGAUGAGGUCCAGAGUCCGGUCAGGGUCCGUAUGAGGAACAACCACCAUCGGCGCAUCUCUAAUGAGGACAUAAACAAACGUUUGUCUCUCCCAGCUGAUAUCAGGCUACCGGAGGGCUAUUUGGAGAAGUUUGCCAUGAACAGCCCGCCCUUCGACAAACCCAUGAGCCGCAGGCUACGACGCGCUUCGUUGUCUGAAAUCGGCUUUGGGAAACUCGAGACCUACAUCAAACUGGACAAAUUAGGGGAGGGGACCUACGCUACAGUUUUUAAGGGACGAAGCAAGUUAACAGACAACUUGGUAGCGCUGAAAGAGAUCCGACUGGAGCAUGAAGAGGGUGCACCCUGCACAGCUAUUCGAGAAGUGUCUCUACUGAAAGACCUGAAGCACGCCAAUAUUGUCACCCUCCAUGACAUAAUCCACACUGACAAGUGCCUGACACUCGUGUUUGAGUAUCUGGAAAAAGAUCUGAAGCAGUACAUGGAUGACUGUGGGAGCAUCAUGAGCGUACACAAUGUCAAGAUCUUCCUCUUCCAGCUGUUACGAGGUCUGGCAUACUGCCACAGAAGGAAGGUCCUCCACAGAGACCUUAAACCCCAGAACCUGCUCAUUAACGAAAAAGGAGAGCUGAAACUUGCAGACUUUGGUUUGGCACGAGCCAAGUCUGUCCCUACAAAGACCUACUCAAAUGAAGUCGUAACAUUAUGGUACCGACCACCAGAUGUGCUUCUAGGCUCCACUGAGUACUCUACACCCAUAGACAUGUGGGGUGUGGGCUGUAUCUUCUAUGAAAUGAUCACAGGCAGACCUCUCUUCCCUGGAUCGACUGUGGAGGAUGAGCUACACCUCAUAUUCCGCAUCCUUGGUACGCCUACAGAAGAGACUUGGCCUGGUAUCACCACCAGUGAAGAGUUUAAGACAUACAAUUUCCCCAAAUACCACGCAGAGCCCCUUGUUAAUCACGCACCCAGGAUAGACAAUGAUGGUCAUGACUUGCUCUCCGUGCUUCUCCAGUUUGAGGCUAAGAAGCGCGUAUCUGCCGAAGAUGCUCUCAGACACACGUAUUUCAGAAGUCUUGGGGACCAGGUUCAAACACUGGCUGACACUGCAUCCAUCUUCUCCAUAAAAGGCAUUCAGCUCCAGAAAGAUCCAGGGAAGAGAUCCUCAGUCUACCCGGAGUCAACCCAGGGGAAGAACAGGAGGCAGAGUGUGUUGUUUUAGUGCUGGCGGGGGCGCUGAGGAGGACAGUAACACAUGGAGCUGUCCUGUCAGACAUACAUUCACCCUGCCACACACACACUGAAGGAGCGACACACCCUGCCACAUGAACACACACACUGAAGAAGAAAAACACACACACACACAUACACACACACAUACAGCAAAAUGGAAACAAAACUACACCAAACUAAGGCUGAAGAAUUUAUACUUGACUUAAAAAAGAAAAAAAAAAAAACUCAGCUCAGUUCUAAAGACAGAAAAAUGAAAAAUAAGAGAAGUGCGUGAAGCUGGAAGAAAAGUGGGAGAGUACAAGAUUCUCCUUGCUGCUACUACCGCUGCUGUCCAGAAGAGGGCAGCGUUUAGGAUGUGGGCUGACUCAGUUUGAACAGAACUUGCUGUAUCAGUGAGCUGUGAGGAAGGAGGAGCGAAAGUCGACAUGAUUCAAAGGCAAAGGAAAAGAGAGAGAAGCCCUGUCACUCUCUCGUGUUUUUUUUUUUUCUUCACCUGGACUGUUGUUGUACAUAAAGAGACUGAGCUGUAAUACUCUGCUUUUUCAUAACAUGCCUCAGCCUGAAUCCAAACUCUAAAUAUUUGCACCUCAAACCCUAAACCCUCGCCUAACCUCUUGGCCCUUUAUUACAUGAUCUUUAAAACAUCUCACACACACAUACACAAUCUCUCUCUCUCUCUCUCUCUCUCUCUCUCUGUAUCUCUCUCUCUCUCUCUAUCUCUCUUAAACACAUACAUGAACACACACUUGAAAGUUAAUUGUGUAUAUCAUUGGAGUUUACAGAGAUAAACUUUAGCACCUUAUUGUCCAGUAGAGGUCAGGGUGGCUGUCGAUACUUUACCUCAUCAGUCACACAAGCAGAGUAGGAUGUAAAGUACACGCUAGAUAUUAGAAUGAAGAAGAAUCAUUAAUUAACACACCAAAAAGAAAAAAAAAGACACUUGACUACACUACAAUUAAGAUCACUCUGCAAUCCACAAACCAGUAGUCGACUAAUUACAUUUGUCACACGCUGUAAAGAACACUACGCUGCGAGAUGCUCCUGUUUCAGAACACCUGUAAGGACAGAGAGGUAAAGGAAGUGUACAAAUCCUCACCUGCUUAUUCUUAGACACCCCCUUCCUCUUUUGCCUUGACUCAGACAUUGUCUUGAUUUGUUGCGUGGUGUACAGGUGUUGAUGUUGAAAUGUUCUCUUUGCACCUGAUUUUACCUCUUUAGAUCAUGAGUAGACCCUUCAAAAUCCCCCACCUUCUUCUGCCCAAACCCCACGUGCAUUUAUUUUUACUCUUGUUUUUUGUUGUUGUAUUUUUUUUUUAAAUCUGUAUAUAUGAUUAUACUUUUUACUUGUCAGAAGCAAUGAUAAUUCCAGGAUGCUGUUCUCAGUCUUUACUGUGUUCCCACCGGAACAGGUUGGCGACUGGCUGGGGACGUGUUGCACAUUCCUUGAGCUCAGGACUUAUUGCUAGUGUCGUUAUGUGGAUGCUGCGAGGUACAGCUGAUCUUGUAUUCUCCCCCAGCAGAGCAGAAUAUGUUGAACAUGGCCUGAAAACCCCUUUGCAAAGCUGGUUUGAACUGUAUGUGAAGAAGAGGAAGAAGAAUUUUUCAGCAUCAACCUGUCAGUCCUCCGUGUUAUUCAUUCUCUGUUAAUUUGACUGUAAUGUUGCUGUUCAGAGACUACCUAACCUGUGUCUAUCCUCGUCAUCUCUUUUAAGCAUGUGUAUUAAAACACGCAGAUGUUUUUCGGUUGGUAUGUGAAAUAGCUGCUGCUGGAAAAAGGAAUACCUCCGGUUGAUUUAAAUUUCGCAUGGGACAUGACAUUAUAACGUGAGUUUUACACCAAACACCACAUUGACCUGUAACGUCUGGAGACUGUACAUUAAAUAGGAUGAAGACAACACAGUAUUGAACAACAAAUGUGAUGUGCUGCCAACAUUGGGACCAGAUAGUUUGUAUGACAAAUCUGACUCAACUUCAAGGUGCAUAGUGCAGUAAAAACUGUUAUGUCGCCUCUAUUACUGGGCACUAAAGCUUCUGGGUAUUUAGCAGGACUUGAAGCACUCAGAUACACUGUUGUUUCACGCUGUUAUUGUUACAAGCUGCCAGAAACAACAGGACCAAAGUCAAGCCUCCAAGCACCAGGUGUUCAAGCACACAACUGACAUGUCAACAUGUACUGUAUCGAUGAGAUGGCUUGCAGGGUGUAGAUUGGAGUCUCCUGUUCCUCAGACACUGACCUCGGGUCACUUUCGCAUCUUUUUCUGAUUCGGAAAGGGUGAAGUAAUCCCUCGCCUGUGUCUGUCAGAAGGACUACUUAUUUACCCAGAGUGUGACAGUAUGUAGCAUGUACAUAGAUGAUCCCUCACUCUGUAUAUACAAAAAAGUGUACAGGUUUGAUACAGCUAUUCACAUUCUGGCUUUUUGCUUUUCUUUAAUGAAAGUCAUAGCAAUAUUUCUGUAAUCAAUAAAAAGCCAAGGUAAUAGGAUGAAUAUGA
Messenger RNA from Thunnus maccoyii (southern bluefin tuna), 4033 nucleotides. Its product is annotated as cyclin-dependent kinase 17-like. Gene Ontology annotation, biological process: protein phosphorylation; neuron projection development; exocytosis. The record is from RefSeq and is a predicted model, not a curated record. The coding region runs from base 112 to 1530 and encodes 472 amino acids. Gene Ontology annotation, molecular function: ATP binding; protein kinase activity. Lineage: Eukaryota; Metazoa; Chordata; Actinopteri; Scombriformes; Scombridae. The transcript is spliced from 16 exons. Gene Ontology annotation, cellular component: cytoplasm; nucleus; synaptic vesicle.